AUGAAAGAAAAAUAUUUUCUUAAAAACAAUGGAUAGUUUUUUAAACCAAACAAUCUUCUUAUGCUUAAAUUUCACAAUUGUCAUUACAGCCUUCGGGAAUCCCUUGGAAUUUAGCCUGUUUUCAUGUCAGGGUCUGACCAAUUUCUGUGUUUGAAACUGAGUUAUCUACAAUGGGAAAUGAAUCACUUGAACAAUGAAGUAACAACACUUUUGUCAACAUUGACUCGAGAAACAGGAAAAACACGAAACAAGGGUUCCCCCACGCUUUGUUUACAUCAGCAUUAUGUGUGCAUAAGUGUAAUGUAUAAAUCAUAGAGGUGUCUCUUCCUACAGCUCGUCUCAACUUGGUUUCACCGACAACAUGACUGUCGCUCUGACGUUUUUAUUGCUUUCUCUCUACAUGUUACACUUGGAUGGAUUAUCGUCGGAUCAAUCCAGUGAGAGCGACCGGCCUAAACCUCACAAAGUUGGUUUCGACCCUUCGGCCCAAUUGGUUCUCCAGUUGCUGUCGCCUUUCGUGGAAUUCGAAUUCUCUUCAGAAGAGAGCAGCAGCAUCGAACUCGAAGACCUCGUGCUUACGAUAGGAUUCGAAUCCAGCAACAAAACAUCGACGACGACGACAACAACAACAAUUAAGCCAAAAACGACAACGAAGAAAAAACCUAAUCGCGGCUGAAUUAAAGGGUUUUCGGGUACAAAAAAGCUGAUUGUGGAAUAUAAAAAUACGAUUGCUUUCAAAACAUUAAUCGGAUUACACUGAUGAAUCAAAACUAAUGACAUAAUAAGUUCCAAUUAGUCACAAAUACAUUAUUAUUAAAAUGGUUUCCAAAUAUAUUUAUAUGUAACU
This is a messenger RNA of Cimex lectularius (bed bug), 847 nucleotides long. RefSeq lists its product as uncharacterized. Bases 362 to 676 code for a protein of 104 amino acids. Lineage: Eukaryota; Metazoa; Arthropoda; Insecta; Hemiptera; Cimicidae. The transcript has 3 exons. The record is from RefSeq and is a predicted model, not a curated record.